Molecule: messenger RNA, 2598 nt
Organism: Eremothecium gossypii ATCC 10895
Lineage: Eukaryota; Fungi; Ascomycota; Saccharomycetes; Saccharomycetales; Saccharomycetaceae
Product: ABL131Cp
Exons: 1
Coding region: 1-2598 (865 amino acids)
Biological process (GO): protein monoubiquitination; protein polyubiquitination
Cellular component (GO): ubiquitin ligase complex
Molecular function (GO): ubiquitin-ubiquitin ligase activity
Source: RefSeq, marked provisional
AUGAGGCCAGGGCUCCAGCGACAGAGCACGGACAACCCCUCGCGAGGCCGGGCGAGAUCGACAUCUCCGUCGCUAUUCUUCCGCAGCGCUUCUGCAUCGAGUCUUCUGCGGUUCCGGCACGGGCGAACGAAAGAGCAACCUCCACCGGAGGCCGAGGAGGAUGAUAUUGAUAACUGUGCGGGCGCAUGUGCGUGCGCGGAUGAAGAAAUAUGCGAUGUGCUUCCCUCAUUUCAGAUGUACAACGCAUUACACCGACACAUUCCUCGCGGCAACGUUAAUGCGGACCAGCACGACCUGCCACCGAGCUACCAGGAGGCUUACAACGGGUCUGUUGGCGGUAUUAGCGUGUCGUCAAGUAGGGUGAACCUGACCACUAUUCAGUCGCUGGAUGGCGUGCAGUCUGACUCAUGUAUCAACCUACAGGCCUUAUCGGCGCAGCAAUACAGCCUACAAACCCCUAGCCACGAUGAGCCGAUCGAGGAUGACCUGGCCAACCAGGAUGAUGAUAAUAUCAAUAUCGAGAAACUGUACUCGUUGCCGAAAAUGGUUACUCCGGUGGAGAUUGACAUCCGAAUCACAAAACACCCAGUGAAGCCACACAAGAAGCCCGAAGAGGAAUCCAUACUGCGGGAAUACACUUCAGGUGACAUCAUAAAUGGCUAUGUGGUGAUCAAGAACAGAUCAGCCCAACCACUGAAGUUUGAAAUGUUUUAUGUUACAUUGGAAGGUUAUGCUACUGUGAUAGAUCGUAUGAAGGGUAAGCGGACCGUGAAGCGAUUUUUACGUAUGGUAGACAUAUCUGCCAGCUGGUCUUACUCGAGCGUGGAGAGUGCCAACGGGUAUGCAUAUACACAGAGCUACAAGGACUAUGACAACUGUAUACUUGGCUUGAGCAAUACGAGGGUCUUAGAACCUGGCGUAAAGUACAAAAAGUUCUUUACGUUCAAGUUCCCUAUGCAGCUGCUGGAUGUUUCAUGCAAACAUGAACAGUUUUCUCAUUGUCUUGUCCCUCCCAGUUUUGGAAUAGACAAAUACAAAUCUAACGGAAAGUAUGCUACUAUACAGACCAACCCGCUGCUUGGUUAUGGCCAUUUGGGGACCAAGGGCUCGCCAAUUCUCACAAACGAUCUUGUGAGCGAUACUGUAUCUAUCAACUAUGCGGUGGAUGCUAAGAUCGUCGGCAAAGAUAGCAAGACAGGAAAGCUGAACAUUAUGCGGGAGAAAGAGUACAACCUCCGAUUCAUUCCCUUUGGUUUUUGCCAGCCUUUUGGAGGUGAACAGGACCCGUUACAGCAGCUCGAGGAUCUCACAAACCUCAUUCAAGAUAGGCUAGCUGCUUUACGAAGGGUAUUCGAUCGACUUGAAAAAAAAGAACGAAUCCGGAGCCAAGAUUUGCGGUCCACAGAGGCACAUGGUACCAUAGAUGAAGACAUUCAACUCGAUCCACACGAUGAGCUAGACAGGAAGCUGCGGCAGCUAUACGUAAACAAUAGGCUAGAUGCAGCAUGCACUAGUCUGCCGCUUAAGGACUCUAAGCUGAUACAUCCUCACAGAAAGCUCCUUAAAUCAGAGUUCAAAUACUCUUACAGGACAAAGCAUAAAUCCUAUAAGAAGAAGCUAUUUUUUUCGGGUUUCUAUAGUGAUAACAAUCGUCAAUCGGAAGCUGCGAAGACGGGUAUUAUUCUGCUAGAAGCAGAUCAGCCCAAGGAUGGAUUCCCAUAUUUGCAACCAUCUCUACUGAAGAAGACAAACAUGUUGGCUAACAAAAACAAGCAUGACCAGAAGAACUGGAAUAGCUUGACAGCCCGUCUUACAGACAGAGAUAAACAGACACUUGAAAAUAUUGAAGUUCGGUUGCAGUGCAUUCAAGCCAAUAAUAGUGAGCAACACUCUCCGCCAGAAAUCACAGCGGUCACUACAGAAUUAGUUUGUCUCACAGCAAAGUCGGUUAAUUCCAUUCCUAUCAAGUUAGAUGCGCAACUUUUGCUAAACAAGACCAAAUUGAAGGAUAUUACAGAAACAUUUACUGCUUAUUUGGCUGAGGUGAAAGAAUACCAGUCAAAGUUCGAGGAGAAUAUCGUACAAAUAAACGAACUAUACAACAUAUCCCGCAACACGCUGUCCCGACGGGAACUGGCUUUUGGGGAUUUCAUAUCCGCCCAGCUUCUGCAUGACAUCGAGUGCCUUGCCAACCUCAGGGUUGACGUACGCAACCUGCACCACGUGUUGAAAGAACAAAUACGGACGUUGAAGAAUCCGGAUGAUGACUUGACACUAGGAGAGCCUAAGGCAACGCUAUCAUCAAAUAUUCUGACAGCUACCUUUAGUGGCUCCAGUGUUAGCUCAGGUUCUGCCCAAGCUGACCUUUAUCGAAGUCAGAUUACCCGUGACUGGGUGCCAGUGGAGGAAAACCAGUAUGUUCGGAAUGUGAACGUCAACCUGGUGCUCAACCAGGACAUCAAAGAGACAUUAGUACCCACUUUUGAAAGCUGUUUGUGCUGCCGUAUGUAUUGUAUUCGCGUGAACAUCAAGUUUGAGGGUCAAAUCGGCGUUGCAUCGCUCGAUGUUCCAGUGCGUAUACGCAUGCUUGAAGCAUGA